Molecule: messenger RNA, 4539 nt
Organism: Ostrea edulis (European flat oyster)
Lineage: Eukaryota; Metazoa; Mollusca; Bivalvia; Ostreida; Ostreidae
Product: vacuolar protein sorting-associated protein 8 homolog
Exons: 41
Coding region: 22-4323 (1433 amino acids)
Biological process (GO): endosomal vesicle fusion; protein targeting to vacuole
Cellular component (GO): early endosome; HOPS complex; CORVET complex
Molecular function (GO): protein binding
Source: RefSeq, a predicted model, not a curated record
CUUAAAUUUUGUCUUGGGGUCAUGGCAGAAGAAAUAUCGAAUAGUGUGUUGAAUUUUGAUAUUGAGUUUGAUGAUGAGGAAUUUAAGUCUGACUUGCCAACUGUUGAAAACCCUACCCUUGAAAGUAUUCUGAAUGAGUCUGAAGACUAUGAAUCACCAGUGGAAGAUGACACAUCGUCUGUUAUUUCUGCAGUACAAAUGUUUAAAGACUCAGGCGACACAACCUCUUUGUCAAGCUCCGACAGCAACCGCACAGAUCGCAGUGCAAGAUCCAGACAGAAGAAGAAGAUUGACCUCCAAAAGACAGUUCAUGGCUCGGUUUUGAAACCAAAUCGUUUGAAAAAUAUUGCAGCUCAGCUGCACAGUGCUGCAGAUAGAGUUGAUGCUGGGAUGCCAACGUCAAUGGCAGUUUCGUCCUUAAUUGCCAUUGGAACAUCGCAUGGACUUGUGCUAGUGUUUGAUCCAAAACAGGUGUUGAAAUGGUGUCUAGGAAGCACAGCAGUGGGGCAGCAGUAUGGUUCAGUGUCUGCUUUAAGUUUCAACAAAGACUGUACCAGAUUACUUUCUGGAUUUGCCAAAGGACAAAUUACUAUGUGGGACUUGACCAAUGGCAAACUUUUGAGGACGAUAACAGAUGCUCAUCCACCAGGGUCAGCAGUCUUGCACGUGAAGUUUACAGAUAGUCCCGUGUUAGCUGUGUGUAGUGACAGUGGUGGGUCGGUGUUUGAACUGGAAAUGAAGCGAUUGAUUGGCGUACGGACCUGUGAAUCUAAAUGUCUUUUCUCAGGAAGUCGAGGAGAAGUUUGUGUUGUCGAACCCUUGCAUAUGAACCUUACAAUCAAAGAUCAUCCAAUGCAGGAUGUUAUGGUUGUUGCUAUGGCUACUUUGUCCAAGGUUUUGUUGGUUACACUUAGACCCCAGCUGAAAGUUGUAUUCACCCAUGCACUAAAGGGCAGUCCCACCAGUUUGCCACUGCUAGCCUGGCAGUUUGUCAUCAUACAGGUAUCAGAGAAGGACCGAGUCAUUGACCCAGUGUUGGUGUUUGCCAGGGAGUCCACCAUCUACUUCUUCCAGGUGAUCUGUAACAAUGCCCAGGAUAUAAAGUGUUCAGGUCUACAGAAGAUAAUUGUACCAUACAAGAUGCUGAGUGUUGCUUGGAUGAAUCCCAGAAUUUUAGUUGCCUUGGAUACUAACGAAAAAAUUCACGUUAUAGAUGUCAGAUCAGAGGAAGAACUUGAGGUCCUUGAUGUUUCGGAUGUACAGCUGGUGUACAACAACAGUCAGUUCAAAUCUUUGGCAACAGGAGGGAAUGUCAGCCAAGCACUGGCAAUGGCUGGAGAGGAAGCCUGUUACCAGACAGUGGUCAGUCACAAUGGUCAGUUACUACUACUGGGCACCAAGGCCGUCUAUGUUUACACCCUGCGCAACUGGAAAGAGCGUAUUGAUGUACUCGUGAAACAGAACAAGUACAAUGAAGCACUGGCCCUCUCCUUGUCAUUCUACGAUGGUCGAGCCAAGGCCAUCAUAGGACUCGGUGGGUCCUCCAAAUCAAAGAGGGAAAUAGUCUCUGAUAUGAUGUUGGAGCUACUGUUUGAGUAUGUAGAUUUGUCAAUGACGACACUGUGUCCAGAGAAAGGGAAGAUGGAGGAAUUGGAAGCAUACUAUCAGAACAUAGUUCCUGUGUGUGUUGAUUACUGUUUACACCUCAGUAGAACUGACAUCUUGUUUGGAAGGAUUUAUGACAGAUUUGCUGUAGAUUACAUUGCCCGGGGGACAUUUUUGGAGUGCCUGGAGCCCUAUAUCCUCUCUGACAAGCUGCGCUCCAUUCCCCCGAGUGUGAUGAAGGAUCUGGUAGAACACUAUCAAGCCAAGAACAUGCUGGAAGGGGUGGAGUCCUGUAUAGUUCACCUGGAGGUCACCAGUCUGGAUAUACACCAGGUUGUAAAUUUGUGCUGGUCACAUGGACUGUAUGAUGCCAUCAUUUAUGUCUACAAUAAAGGGAUGUUUGAUUAUACCACACCGUUAGAAGAGCUGUUGGGGAUUUUACAGCAAGCUGUCAGCACAGGCAUACAGUUGACGGAUGAACAGAUACGACUGGGAAAUAAGCUGCUGGUCUAUAUCAGCUGCUGUCUAGCAGGAAGAGCUUACCCAUUAGGAGACAUCCCAGAAGAAAUGGUGGCAGACGUCAAAAAAAAUGUCUUUCAGUGUAUCACUCGUUUGAGGGUCAAGAAUAAUGAAUCAACCCACCCAUACUUAAGGACAUUGCUUCAGUUUGAUACAAGAGAGUUCCUUAAUGUUCUAGCUUUAGCUUUUGAAGAGAAAGAAUUUAAUACAGAGGAAGGAAUACGUAAUCGUCAAAGGGUAGUGGAUAUUCUGCUGCAAGUUGUGGUGGAAAGUGGAGAAUUCACCCCAACACAGAUAGGGAUCUUAUUCACAUUCCUAGCCAGACAGAUGGCUUGUCAUGAAAAUACCAUCUUAGUCAACAGAGUCUUAUUUGAACAGGUGCUGGAGUUUUUAGCUAAUCCUGAGGACGAUUCUCGCCAUGAGGAGAGACAGCAGGCUCUGAUGGAACUCCUACAGGCCGGGGGGUUACAACAGGUUGACGAGGAAAAGUUACUGUCUAUGGCCGAGAAUGCUAAGUUUUAUCGUGUUUGUGAGCUGCUGUAUGAAAAGAGAAGACAUUUUGACAAGAUUCUGUCAUGUUACCUGAGAGAUCCCUCAAGGAAGUAUCAUGCCUUUAGCUAUAUAACCAGUAUUCUGAAUAGCGAAAGAUUUACUUUGGAGGAACAAGAGAGGCUAAAAGAAGAGGCCUUUAAUCAGUUAGAGGAAUUAGUGUCAAUAGAUUGUAAGCAAGCAGCUCAGAUGGUGAUUUCUACAAUGCCCAAAAACCUGGGAGUUGUAGCCAACAAAAUGAAAAGUAAUCCAAAGAUUUUGUUCGGUUUCUUGAAAGGUGUGAUGUCAUACAGGGAAUCGAGUAGCAGCGCCAUACACACAGACAAACAGGUGAACAUAGAGCCGUGGAUCAUGGAACUGUAUGUGGAUCUUAUGUGUCAGUUCAGACCACAGGAAGUGUAUAAUUACAUCAAGCUUAAUGAAGGUUACAGACUGGAGCAAACUCUGGAGAUUUGCAGAAAGCACAAACACUCUGAAGCCACGGCUUACUUGCUGGAGAAAGCAGGAGACAUUCAGGGAGCUUUUGGAAUCAUACUGACUAACCUCCAAAACAAACUGAAAUUACUGACUAAUGAGUUACUGACCCCUGAUUCCGAGAAAGAUGUUACAGUGCAGUUCUUAGAAGUCCAGGCUCUCAUUCUGGUGGUCAUCCAGCUGUGUCAGAGGAACUCGGGCAAAAUGGACGAAGCAGGACGAGAGUCAUUGUGGUUUCCGCUGCUGGAGACUGUCAUGUCACCACAACGGAAACUAAAAGACCUGAACAACAAGCAGAUUCAUGAAGAUUUCAAAAAGGCUACACAUCAUGUCCUCAACAGCAUGAUGGGAUAUAUAGCUUUACCCACAAUUCUUCACAAAAUUAUGCAGGAUCCUGCAUAUAGUACUGGAAAGUUUGGCGAAGUCAGGGAGUUAAUCCUAGGGAUGCUGGAAACAUACAAUUAUGAACAAACUCUAAUGGAAACCUGUAAGAAUUUGUUGAACCAUGAUAUCCACGUACAUCUGAAGAAUCUAACAUCAGCUGCCACCAAAGGUUACAUUCCUAAAGGAGAUGGUUGUGAUCUAUGUACCAAGCAAUUUAUCAACCAGAAUGAAACAGAUACUGUCAUCAUAUUUAGAUGUGGACACAGUUACCAUAAGGGUUGCCUGCAGUCGAUUGGAUCAGUCCAUGUGAUUGAUGGUGAAGAUUCCUGGAUUUGUUAUCUAUGUAGUCACCGGAAACGUGGCCAGUUUCAGAGCACCAGGUUUCACCGCAGUCUCAGUAACCGUGGACAACCCAAAAGCAAAGAUAAUAUUUCUGUUGAUCCCCAGCAUAGUCAAGCCCUUGAUUUUGUGAGAAACUUUUUAAAGACUCCAUCAAGAGUGAGUUGGAUUUCACUAACGGUGUCUUCUAAAUUUAAAAUGUGGAUUAGAGACAAAGUACAUGAAGUACAACAUGUCUCUGGUAAUACAUAUGAUAUUAAAUGUGUACAUGGAAAUGUUUAUUUUGGUCAAAACUGGAUUUUGAAUUGUAGAUGGCACUACUUAAUGAACUAUCUAAGGAAUCGGGACCAAGGUCACACAGAGGAACUUCAAGUAUCUUUAAUCAAGAAAACUUCCAGCUCAAAUUGGCACCUCCACCUGCAAUGGAAUCUGUGCCAUGACUUUAGUUGUUGACAAUUUAUCGACUGUCACUUCAUUUUGCACCCCAUGGUACCACUGUGACAGUACAAAUAGGCUGGUACAUUUUUGUGCAAUAUAUGAGUUGGUAUGUUAUAUGUUUGAAAUUUACAAAAAAAGUAAGCUGUUGUUCACUCCAUGUAUAUGUUACACUGUACAGUAAAUAAUGCAUUCAGAUUUCUGGGUAGAAAAAUAAAAAUGACUUGCAAUUUU